Amblyraja radiata (thorny skate) is the source of this 7253-nucleotide messenger RNA. RefSeq names its product neuronal tyrosine-phosphorylated phosphoinositide-3-kinase adapter 1. The transcript is spliced from 9 exons. The record is from RefSeq and is a predicted model, not a curated record. Gene Ontology annotation, biological process: neuron projection morphogenesis; phosphatidylinositol 3-kinase/protein kinase B signal transduction. The coding region runs from base 1162 to 3369 and encodes 735 amino acids. NCBI's taxonomy places the organism in Eukaryota, Metazoa, Chordata, Chondrichthyes, Rajiformes, Rajidae.
ACAGGGUCAGGUACUUAGUGAGGGGAGUAAGGUCUGGGAUAGUAGUGGUGCGAAGGGCCGAGGGGCCUCUACAGGCUCAUAUAGUUAGUGAGGGGAGUACAUCCCGGGAUAGCAGCGGCCUUAAGGGCCGAGGGGUCUCUACAGGGUCAGAUAGUUAGUGAGGGGAGUAAGGGCCGGGAUAGCAGUGGCCCUAAGGGCCGAGGGGCCUCUACAGGCUCAGAUUUUUUGUGAGGGGGCUCGGCCUGGGAUAGUACUGGUUUGAGGGGCCGAGAGGCCGCUAAAGGUUCAGGUACCUGGUGGGGGAGAGGGACGCAAGGACUGGGAUAGUAGUGGUUUGAGGGGUCGAGUGGCCUGUAGAGGCUCAGGUAGAUUGGUGAGGAAGGGGUCAAAGCCUGGGAUAGUAAGGACCAAGGGGCCUCCAGAGAGAGAGAGGGAGGCCCUGGUGAAGAAGGGAGGCCCGAGUGACCUGGGAUAGUAGUGGUCUGAUGGGCCGAGGAGCCUCUAGAGGCUGAGUCACCUGGUGAGGGAGAGGGGGGGGGGGGGGCAAGGCCUGUGAGAGGCCUGGCUGGCCUGUGAUAACAGCGGCCCGACGGGCCGAAGGGCCUGCGGGAGAGAGAAAGAGAGGAGAGAGAGAGAGGAGAGAACAUUGAGACGGAAGACUUAAAAGUUGGUGACUGCAGCGACCACAUGGAGAGCGGCGAUUCCUAGUCGGGCCGAGAGAGAGGCCUGGAGGGAGAGGAGAGGCUGGACGGGCCGAGUGGCCUCUGUGAGACGAGAACGCCACAGCAGACAGCAGUGGAGGUCGGGAGGCGAUCGGAAAAGAAUGGCCUUCAGGUAACCGGAGAGACAGGGAUGAUAUCCCCCCCUCGUUUGAGGUGAGGCCCUUCCAUUGGGGUGGAGAGACAAGACACCCCCUCUGUUUUUUGGGCGGCGAAAAGGAGGUGGGGGGGGGGGGGGGGGGGGGGAGGAGGAGAGAUGCUGCUAAGACCAUCCACCUGAGAGACAGAGUCCUCCCUCCUCCUCUGAAGAACAAGAGUGAAGAACACUGGACAGGAACAAGAAGGUCACGAAUGGACGGAGGGGAGUGAGGUCCAGGGAUCGCCGAUUGAGGCGGGGGGCGGGUAUCCGCGACGUUGCCCCCAACGCCCUGCCCCCUGGAAGAUGUCAAGUGGUGUCCAGGAUGCAUCUAUCGGCAGCUUCCUGCAGUACAUCGAGGACAAGGGGCUGAAGGCCUACAGCUCGCUGACGGGCCUGGGCUGCGGUGCCAAAGGACUCAGCCAUUGCCUGCGCCACGAGAUGAACCUCCUGUACCGCAAGACCAAGGUCGAGUGGAAGCAGAGGGACGAGGAGACCAAGAAGAGCCUGUGCCGUGACGGUGGUCUAGCCAGGGUGAGGGAGCUGGCAUCGUUGCGCCGCCACUUCCGCCUGGGUUUCAUGACCAUGCCGGCGUGGCAGGAGCACGGGCCGCACCCCUGCAGCCGGGGCCUGUCCGCCCGCUCCCUGUCCCUGCACUCUGUGGGCAGCACCGAGGCCACCGACACCCCCUGCAGCCGGCAGCCCACCCACCCGGCACGGCACCCGGCCCGCACCAGCAGCACCGGCACCAGCGGCAGCCACGCCGACAAAGGGCACAGCGGUGACAAAGUGCCCCCGAGAGUCAGUACCAAGGGUGGUGAUGGAGGCUUGGGCCACAGAGCCCUUCAGGCCAAGUCCAAGUUCUCCCAGCUCUCUGCCUCCUUCGAUGACCCUUGCCCAGGUCGGCCGGCCCCCGCGCAGCCCAGGGGGGCCCCUCCACCCCCCCGCCGGGCCUCGACGGAGGCGGAGGAGGAAGAGGAGCCGGUCUACAUCGAGAUGGUGGGGGACGUGUUCAAGGGGGCGGGCGAGGCCCAGGGGCCGGACCAGGACCCUGGCCACAGCGUGGAGGCCAUCUACGAGGAGAUGAAGUACCCGCUGCCUGAGGAGGGGGGGCGGGGGGACCACAAGUGGGUCAAGUUCUCCGCGCCCGUGGACUACAAGGCCCCGCACCACUCCGGCCCCCGGGGACCUGCCUACGACAUUCCUCCCCCCUUCCCCAACCUCCUCCUCCACCGGCCCCCCCUCCUGGCCUUCCCCCAGGGCCCGGGCCAGAAGGGGUACCAAGGGGGGCCCUUCCCGUGCCAGCCGGGGCCCAAGGUAACCCUGCCGCCCCCUCACGGCGACCCUCCCCCAACCCCGCGGGACGGAGGGCCCCUUCUGCCCUCGGGGCGGGCCAGGAGCCACUCCACCCCCCUGCCCCCACAGGCCUCGGGCCAGCACAGGCCGGAGAAGGAGCUCCCCACCUCCCAGACCAUGGUCUGCACCCCUUCCAAAGCCCUGGCCCAGUCGCCCCAACCCGCCCCCCUCCCUCACGACGGGGAGAGGGACAAGCUGACCUCCCUCAGCACCGUCAAGGUGACCACCCACCCCCUCCUGGUCCGAGCGGGCUCCUCCGCGGACCAGCGACCAGGCCUGUCGGUGGGGAAGGCCGUCCAGGGCACUAGGCCCGUCUCCGGCCUGUACAAGACCCCCGUGGCCCACGGGCUCCUGGAGAGCGCGGGGCCCAACCCCGGCCCCUCGGCCUGGCCCUACCUCAAGCGGCCCCCGGCCUACGACAGCCUGAGGGCCAAGGGGGGCCCCGCCGCCCACUACUCCACGGUGAAGGUGCAGGGGCAGGAGAGGAUGCCCGUCUGCACCAGCAUCUGCUGCUCCCGAUCGCUGGGCACCACCGCUGAGGCUCGAACCGUCACCGUCACCACCGCCGGCCCAGUGGCCGAGGUACCGGCAGGGCCGGGCCGGGCCUGGCAACGCAAGUUCUCCUGCGGGAAGAAGGCCAAGGAGACGGAAGGUGCCCCUCGAAGCCGGGGAGGGAAUGAAGAGGCUAUGGCCAAGGAGGAGAAGCCCUCAGCCAUGGCGGUGAAAGCUCAGGGGCUGGACGACUCGGGGGUCAAAGGUCCUUCUCGAACCGUAGGGCAACACCCCUGCCCGCUCGUCUGCCAGUGGAGUGCAGACUCUGCCCUCAGCCAGCGUCUCGGCCGAUCUGCCUCCACGUCCGGCGUCCAGCACUCCCUUGCCCAGCUCCAGCGGCAGAGCAGCCUGUCACGAGACAGCCCCACGCAGAGUUUCCAACAGCAGCACGGGUUGAGGGAGAAAGACGGGAAGCUCCUGGAGGUUAUCGAACGCAAGCGCUGCCUGUGUAAGGAGAUCAAGGCGCGGAGGGGCUCUGAACGCAGCUUAUGCAAGCAGGACAGUAUGCCCAUUCUCCCCAGCUGGAGGAAGGGGGUGGACGCUCGCAAACUGGGGACGCCUCCGUGCCAGCGGCAACACGCGGUCCUCUGGGACACUGCCAUCUGACCGCCACCCUCACCUCCUCCGACCAGGAACACUGGGGGAAGGCCAUGGUUGCCCCGGGUAACCACCACCUUUGAACUCCACAGGCCUCAGGCCUAACUCACACUCACCCGGGCCUCCAUUUUUGUCUCGUUGAACUAGGAGGGAGGGUGGACAUGGAGUAGAUCCUAAAAUGGCGGAUCCCCCCCCACCGUCACACGAGGCAGAGCCAAGAUGGCCGUCACGAUGGAGAACAUUGCCGACUGGACUCCAAGGCCGGGAUAUUGGCAGCCAUGACACCAUGGAAGGUGCCACAAUCUGAGCCGCUUUGUUGUUUUUCGGACGGGGCGAAAGACCGGCCCGCCUUUCCGUCGAAGCCCCGUUGACCCCCUCGGUUCGGUCAUCCGAAGGGGAAGACUCAUCCACAAUCCUUCCAACGUGCAGUAGGGCACGGAACGCCGGAGUAACUCAGCGGGGGGGACAGGCGGCAUCUCUGGAGAGAAGGAAUGGGCGACGUUUCGGGUCGAGGCCCUUCUACAGAGUGAGAGUCAGGGGUGUGAGGGAAACUGGAGAUGCGGAAGGGUUAAUCGCGAAAUGGAAGGAGUCGAAGAGCGAAGAGAAUGUAGAUGAGAUCAUUGUUAGGUUGGGGAAGGUGACAACGAGGUAUAUAGAGUAAAAUUUAAUCGGGAUGGAGAGGGGGGGGGGGGAGAGAGACAGCCAGACUGGACAUGUGGAUGCUACCAAUGAAGCUGAGAUGCCAACGCGUGUUGUCACGUGCCAAACUUACUCGGGUGGGGAACGAACAAAGAUUGCUCUUUGGUCUGCCAGCCAGACCCCGUGUUUCCCAGAUGAAGGGGGAACUAACUCCCAAACAUGCCAUGUUGCUUUUCACCAGGAUACGGUUUGGGCGACUGGAGCAGUCCGGGAGAGGGGACGCGCGCCCUCGGGUUGAAGGGUAGCUGCCUCGUGCAGAGAGGGGGAAGGCCUUGACUCGGGGUGGUUGAACCUGUGGAAGGUCGGCAUCCCAAAGCGAUCCUGAUCCCCAAACACGGAGCGUUAAUGGUUCAAGGAACGAUGUGAGGCUUUGGGGUGCUGUCGACUGGCGAGACCCCAGUUCCAUCCCCAUCACAGUGUUUGCUCCCUCUCCCCACGGCCCGCGUGGGUUUCCUCCGGGUGCUCCGGUUUCCGACCAUGCUCCAAAGAUUGGCUUUGGAAAACUGUGCCCGGCAGCUGUAGGCUGGUGCUAUGGGGAGGUUGCCGGUCGGCAAGGACUCGGCGGGCCGAAGGGCCUGCUUCCGCGCUGUUUCUCCGAAGUCUACACAGAAUAUGUGUAAAUGAGGGCUGGAGGGACCGAAUGGCCUUCCCUCCCACUUCUUAAUUGGGCCCGGCCUAAAAGAGAGGACAAGGUGUAGGUGUUUAGCCCAGGUUAAUGAGAGAAGGGGACGGGACCAUGAGGGGUGAGGUGGGAGAUAGGGAUUGGAGAUACAGUUGGAAAGCAGCGAGUCCUCUAGACCCAGACGUCCCGGCCCCACCACAUGUCCCCCACGCACAGGAAACCCCUGACCGGGAUAAUGGCGCUCAUUGGGAACGGGGCAGUGGAUGGGUGGGGGGGCUACGUGAAUGCAAUCAGCAUUCCCCCAGCCGCACCACAUCCCAGCAUUCCCACAUUCCCACAUCACAACAUUCCUACAUCACAACAUUCCCACAUCCCAACAUUCCCGCAUCCCAACAUUCCCACAUCCCAACAUUCCCACAUCCCAACAUUCCCACCUCCCAACAUUCCCAGAUCCCAACAUUCCCGCGUCCCAACAUUCCCACAUCCCAACAUUCCCACCUCCCAACAUUCCCACAUCCCAACAUUCCCACAUCCCAACAUUCCCAGAUCCCAAAAUUCCCACAUCCCAACAUUCCCACCUCCCAACAUUCCCGCAUCCCAACAUUCCCAGAUCCCAACAUUCCCGCGUCCCAACAUUCCCACGUCCCAACAUUCCCACGUCCCAACAUUCCCAGAUCCCAACAUUCCCACAUCCCGACAUUCCCACAUCCCGACAUUCCCAGAUCCCGACAUUCCCACAUCCCAACAUUCCCACAACCCAACAUUCUCACAUCCCGACAUUCCCAGAUCCCGACAUUCCCACAUCCCAACAUUCCCACAUCCCAACAUUCCCACAUCCCGACAUUCCCACCUCCCAACAUUCGCACAUCCCAACAUUCUCACCUCCCAACAUUCCCACCUCCCAACAUUCCCACAUCCCAACAUUCCCACAACCCAAUAUUACCAGAUCCCAACAUUCCCACAUCCCGACAUUCCCACAUUCCCACAUCCCAACAUUCCCACAACCCAACAUUCCCAGAUCCCAACAUUCCCACAUCCCGACAUUCCCAGAUCCCCACAUCCCAACAUUCCCACAUCCUGACAUUCCCACAUCCCAACAUUCCCACCUCCCAACAUUCCCACAUCCCAACCGGUCCUGGUCUCUGCCUUCCCCAGUGAGCACUGGUUCAUCCCACUGCUUCUAGCGACUCACAUGCGCACACACACACACACAGACAGAGACACACGCACACACCUAGACAGGGUCACACACACACAGGCACACACACAGACAUGGGGAAACACACACACACACACACACCUAGACAGGGACACAGACACUGAUGCACGUAAAUAUAUGCUUAUAUGUUCUGUCACAGAUAAACACACUCAAACACACACUCGGACACACACAAACACACUCUCAGACACACUCCCAUGUCCCAAAGUCAUGCGGGUUUGUCGGUCAAUGGGCCCUCUGUAAAUUGCCCCCCUAGUGUGCAGGGAGUGGAUGAGAACGUGGGAUAACACAGACCAGUGUGCGGGGCGAUCGCUGGUCGGCGCAGACUCGGUGGGCCGAAGGGCCUGUUUCGGCGCUGUAUCUCCAAACUAAACACAAGAACUACUGCGAGCGGGUGACCGAUUGUCGGCGUGGACUCGGUGGGCCGAUUUCCACACUCCGUCUCCAAAACUAACCAACCCAAUCGAUUUUUAUUUGCACUGUACACUGAUUGACUCGGGUAGGCCGACAGCCUACUACCGAUCCUGUUGCUAACAAUGAUGAGAAAAAUGUAUUGAGUACGGUUGUUAUGGAGUUGGUUGGUGAGGAAAAUCGUACAUGAAGGUCCUGUCUGUACAGUAAUUUAUUUUUAAUUUAUCUCUUCUGUAAAUGGAGCAAGCUUCAGGAUGCCUUUGUUUGUAAUUAAGUGGAUCAAAUGUGUUCUUACCUUUCCGAUCAUUGUUUCUAAGGCCCAGAAGCCUGGUUUGACAUGGGCUUCUACCCUCUUGGUGAGGCCUAGGAGAGAAGGGACCAGGUAUGGAAGGCCCGGGGAUGUGUCCUUCCAAAAAUGCUUCCCUAGUCUCAAAUUCAAAACUUCUACCCCAGCUGGGACCCCUUUCCCAACCCCCCCACCCUCUCGCGCCGAGCUGGUAGAACCACUGCCUCACGGACCAGAGUUCGAUCCCGGCCUAGGAUGCUGCCUGCCUGUUUGCAUUCUCCCGGUGACCGCGUGGGCCUCCCCUCCCCCACCGCGUCCCAAAGACGUAGGUGAAAUUGGCCCCUAGCGUGCAGGGGAGCAGAGGAGAAAGUGGGAUAACGUCGAACACGUGGGAACGGGCGAUCGAUGGUCGACACCGGCUCGGUGGGCCGAAGGGCCUGUUUCCGAUCUAUAUCUCCAACCAAAAUUGGUGCAGGAGAGUGAAGUCCUUUGUGACUGAUUCGAUACGAGGCAAGAGGGGGGAAUAUUGUGUGGGAAACUUUAACGGCAAAUCGACCAAACUUCUCUCCACGAGGUGCCGACGAGAACAUUGUAAAUAAAAUAUAAAACUGAAAAGCAAAAAGCCAUCGAAUAAACCAGUUGGACAUUUCAUCAGA